Molecule: messenger RNA, 1205 nt
Organism: Anopheles coluzzii
Lineage: Eukaryota; Metazoa; Arthropoda; Insecta; Diptera; Culicidae
Exons: 3
Coding region: 317-844 (175 amino acids)
Source: RefSeq, a predicted model, not a curated record
CUUCCGCUUUCUCGGUCAAGAUCAGCACAACGGACGCGCUUUCGCCCACCAGAUGCCCUGCAGCCCAGUGCCGAACAGCCGCCCGACCAGUGCCGAUCUCCAGCGCCUUAUCAGCAGGCCUGACCUCCGUACUCUGGCUGCCGAUCUCCCUUAGCGGUGCGCCCUGUCGAUUCGACCACGAAGCCAAACAUUUUUCGUCAGUCAUUCCGCCACCAGUGCACAGUGUUAGACGCGAUUCUGAUUAGCUCCUCGCCGCCUUAGAACAGCCCAGUUUUGCGUGUUAAUUUGCGUGACAUUUUCACAAAGACACAGCAAUAUGGAGCGCUACCUACGGUUUUACAUAAAAUUCCAAGGAUACAUGAUCGGCGGGUUUACGCUGCUUCUGUCCAUACUGAUGACGCUGGUGAUUUUCGAAUCGAACGAUCCGUACUAUCCGAUGGAGUUUUAUUAUAACUACCGCUUCAUGGGCACGACGGCACUGGUGCUGGGCAUAUUCUGGUUCAUCGCUGGCGUUACCUUUAUGUACGGAGUGCACUAUGAGAUCAAGCAGUGUCUGCUGCCGUUCGCGCUGCUCUAUCUGGUGGAUUUGGCGUUGCUAGCCAUCCGGGAUAUCGUGAUGAUAUGGCACGAUCGACGCUGGUACACGAUGGUGUUCGUGAACAUUCCCACGCUGCUGGCCGUGUUGUACAUUACUUGCUAUCUGUUCAUGACGCUGGUCGCGCUGGGCCGGCUGUUCAGCACCGAUCCGAAACCACAAACGGGUGACAAUUUUGUACGGUUCAGCAACGGCAUCGCCAAUCCGGUUGCACUCGCCGAGGAGGAGGCGGCACUCGUGGCGGAAUAGGUGCGAUCCUCUUACCCUACCAUAAACUCCCUGCUGUCUAAGCAUCCCUGCUGCGUCUCUGCUGUGUGGUCUUGUGUGUGCUAUCAGUUUGUGUAUGUUUAGACUGUUUCUGUGUGUGUGUGUUCCUGUUUGCAUUUCCUAAGCUUGCUUGCAUGUCUCAUCAACAGUGCUUGCCCGAAUGAACUAAUCGUUCAUGCUUUUACGUUAUCGCUUCCCAAGGGUUUGCGUGUGUGUGUGUCCUUACAAAUGGUGUGGAACUGUUAGCAAACACAGUGCGCUUCCCAACAUCGCAUAACAAUCGCAUUACAUUCGUUCUGUUAAUAAUAACCGUGUUAAUAAAAUGCUAAGUACUUUAAAAGGG